AAAUCAUUUCAAGUGGAUAGUCCUCAAAGACGUGACUGGUGGUAUAGCUUGAUCUUUCCUAAACUCACAAAUAUUUUCAGUGGUUCACAAAUUGGUUUAACACGCUAAUUGGUUAAUUUUUUUGUGCGUGUGUCUUUUCCCAUGAUGCAGCGGCAGGGGGAGAUUCAAACUGCCUCCCAAAAGAAAAAAAAUGGCGGAGUCUCUGGAAUUAUCGUUGUCGGAGUCUACAGGGACGGAGACCCCGCUGGUUAAGGAGGCAGCCCUCUGUGAUGUUGACCUGCAGUCUGAGAUUAAAGGUGAAAACAUUUGGGAGUCUCAAGCAACAGAAUUGUCCGAGUCUUUUUACGCUUUAGAGGAGCCUCAGAAUGGACAAGUGAGGAGCACUAUGAAGCCAGCGGUUCCGCCGCCCUGUGAGGAUGAUAGUGUGAGGUCAAGCCCUUCCGUUAUAGCGGUAGAAAGCCCCUGUGAUGAGAGAAAUCCGACAAGGAAGGAGGCUGACCACUGGGAAAACAGCCCCCAGCGCCAAGUCGAUUUGCAGCUGUCUCUUGGUAGUAAAGAUGAAAAUCAUACAGUUCUGGAAACUCAAGCAGAUCCUGAAAAUUUGAAAAGCUCCACCAGUCCCAGUUUGCUUUCCAGUCCAACGAGCAGGGACUUUGAUGAGCCUUGUGUGUCUGUUGAAUUUUCUGGAUAUGUCACCCAGGAGGCUUGCUGCAAGUUUGUUUGUGAAAUUUUUAAGUACAUUCUUUACCAAAGGCAACAACUUCCUAUGCCUUUUGAGCAGAUGGUGUUUUUUCAGAAGAAACAGCAAGCAAUGAUUCUGACAAAUGAGCUGGGCAGUAGAAAACCACAGAAAGAAGAUGGCUGGGACAGUAAAAAAUGUCAGCGGGCAGUUGAUAACCUGGAAGAGAUCUUGCACAACCUGGAGGUGCUUUUUGCUCAGAGUCUGGUACCCCGUGUGCUCUUUCUACUUGGAGGCAAUAUCAUGCUGCCUAAGGAGCUAUAUGAGGUCAAUCUCCAGGAAAUUUCCUUGGGUCCCAAUGAGCAGAGCCUGAAACCAGCUACCUGUCUUAGAAAGAUCUUCAGAACACUCUUCAUGGCUGAUAUUUUUUCUGACCCCAAAUCAGUUCAGCUUAUGACCACAACAGUCAUGGUGCAGUGCCACCGAAAUUGUGGUGUCAGUUGGUUCCGGCCAAAGGUAGAGUAUAAAGUGCCAACUAGGGUAAAGAAGCAGAUCAUAGCUCUUUCCUGCAGUGCUAGUGCAGAGCUAAGCCAUCAAACGCUCUUCCAGAUGGACCAUUCAGACUGGGACGACUACAUAUGGUUUCAAGCACCAGUGACUGUUAAGGGAUUUUAUAAAUGAUUUUAAAAGGGAAAUGCCAGCAGUGGCAGCAGGUGGACACUACAUUAGGUAUUUUAUUUUGUGGCUGCAUACGUGCAAAUACAUUAU
This is a messenger RNA of Erpetoichthys calabaricus (reedfish), 1447 nucleotides long. It is a transcript of the gene mad2l1bp, whose product is annotated as MAD2L1 binding protein. Gene Ontology annotation, cellular component: nucleus. The transcript has 3 exons. Gene Ontology annotation, biological process: regulation of exit from mitosis. Lineage: Eukaryota; Metazoa; Chordata; Cladistia; Polypteriformes; Polypteridae. The coding region runs from base 191 to 1360 and encodes 389 amino acids. The record is from RefSeq and is a predicted model, not a curated record.